GUUAUCAAAUGUUGUGUUCCACUGCCCCACCAAUCUCUGACGCAUAGGCAUCCGACAUUGUCGCGGUUGCGACCUUGUGAUUUAGAUUCGUUGCCAUUAAUAAACACGAUUAGUUAUUUCUUUACUCAGUACCUAGAACAUGGAUGAUCGAUGGCUUAUUUAACAUUUUUUCUUUGGUUCAAGUUUUACUGACUUCAGGAAUCAUGGAGACAUUUAAAAAAAGAUCCGGUACAACCAACAAAGGCAUUGACUAUGAAAACUUUAUGACCGCCAGCAUCGGCAUUAAUUGGGCCACUAACGACCAAAUAGAAGAUUUUCAUUUAUCGUCUAAUGAUGAAAAUUUUGGUGCAUUUGAUGAUGUAGUUAUAAAAGUAAAAUCAGUAACAGGUAGCAAUGUCUCUGCUUUACAACUUAAACACAACGAUCGAGGUAACUUACCCAUAGCGAAGCUCAAACAAGAACAUGGAGAUUUCAGCAUAAAAAAAUAUUUCAUUUCUGCUCAAAGUAUAAACUGUCACGUAGACAGUUAUAUUUUAUAUACUAAUCUUAAGCUUAACGUUAAAGAAAAUACUCGAUUUUGGCUUGAUGGCGAAGAUUUCCAGGUAGGAUUAUCAAAAUUUGAACCAAAAGACGUAAUUUUUCAGUUUUCUGAUAAAUUAAGUCAUUGUUAUAAAUGUCAUGUUGUUGAAGUCGACUAUACGUACGAUUACUCUCCAGAAAUUUUGAUGUAUAAGAAUUUUUUUCAAAAAUUUUAUUUGUUUGUUAAUCAAGAUAAUUCUAGAACUCUUGAAGCAAAAAUAGCCGAGAAAUUUAAAAAACUAUUUCUUGCUAAUCAAACCGAAUGUGAUGCAUAUAUGAAAAUGAUAUCGAGGUGGAGUCAACAACAAGGCGAAAAACUUAAACUGUGUAAAAGUUGGGUGCAACGUGCCAUUGCACUUACGCUUUUAUCAUCUCGAAUUAAACCGUUGUCUUUUGGGAGUAGUGUCAAUGAGAAUAUGCAAAUUCUACGAGAGGCAAUUUCUGCUUUCACUGUUACGGUGUUUGAAAAUAAUACUUACCAUAAAAUUAAAGACUUAUGGGGCGAUGCUAUGAGUCAGAUUAAAGAUACUAAAGAAUUAAAUAAAACACGAGAAAUGUAUCAUCUUAGCCAGUCUUAUAUCAAAAGUCUCGACAAUUUAGAUCUAAAACUAUUAAAUACAUUGCUGUGGUUGAACGGUAAAUGUCCAAUAAUUGUAACGGAAGAUGCAGUCGUUCAGAAAAUGAUUAAGUUAUGUCCAGAAGCCAAGUUUAUUGUUCUUGUAGACGACAUUAGUGAAGAAAUUACUGGUUACGAUUGUUCAGUUUUUCGAGAUUUAUCGGACUUAAAGGCACCAUGCAGAGAUACAAUUCUCGAAAAGUUUAAUUUUUCUAUUCAAGGAAAGGGAGCGGUCUGUUUAAAAAAUGUAUUUAGUUUUGAUUUUCUUCACGCUAUAAGGACAAGCGAUUUGGUGGAAAUGUUGCAUGGACCAUAUGUUGUAGGAGGACUACAAGACGAUCUUCCGGAACCAUACAUCGACCGGUAUUUAUGGCGAAAUAUUAUAAAUGUCAAAUAUUUUGAAAAUAAUGAUGAAGACACUUUAAUUGUAAUAGAUUGCGUGCAAGAAAUCGAUUCAUUAAAGCCGAAAUUAAAGAACUGCAAUAUUCUUAAUGUCGAAGACUACCUAAACGAACAGUCGAAUGAAAGAACAGAAAGUAGUACUUUCAAAAUCAGUGUUUUCAUUACUCCCAACAGGUGUCAAAAAAUGCAUUUUGAUGCGAUUUGCGACAAAAAUAAAGAUACAAAGAACUACCACCACUUGAGAUUUAUAGAUGUCGACAGUUUUGAAUGGAUUCAAAGUAAAGGAAAUAUAAGCAGUUUGGAAGAGCACAAAAUGACUAAUUUUAUUUUGACAGAAAAGGAGUUAUGGUCUGGAAAACUUGAGAACAAUAUAAAUUUGAUUGUUAGUAAUCCAGGAAUGGGAAAAACCGAAUCAAUGAAAAGUUUAAAAAACACAUCUCCUUCAGAAAUCUGGACCAUCUUUAUGAACCCGACAGAUAUGUGUCUGUUUUCGAAAUACGUUCAUGGAAAUAAUCUCGCUAACAACUUAGACACUUUGCAAGAUUUUCUUUUAACUGAGAAAUACAAAUCCAGUGAUGAGCGAGCGAAAGAGUUUUUACCAGUUUUUGUUAAACAGGACCAGGUGUACUACGUUUGGGAUGCCCUCGACGAAGUCCCAGUUGAAUAUUUAGAAACGAUUACAAAUUUAAUAGUCCAGCUUUCUGAACAAGGUAAAGUCCAGUGGAUAACAAGUCGGUUUCAGCUGAAACAUUUAUUAGAAGUUAAAUUUAACGUGCUUUCUUUAAAUUUAUGUCAAUUCAGCGAACAGGAACAAAUUAUUUACAUUAAAAAACGCCUUGAGAACGUCGACACAAUCGAAGAUAUUGAAGAAAUUAUAAGCACAGUUCGAUCUUCAUUUGCAUUAGUUGAACAUAAAGAAAUCUUAGGCAUACCUUUACAAAUCUUUAUGCUUACAAACUUGCUUCGAAAAAAUAUAAACAAAUAUUUUACACUUCUUAGUGAUAUAUUUGUUUUGACUGAUUUAUAUCAUUACUUUGUGGGAGAGAAGAUGGAGGUCUAUUUUGAGAAAACAAUGGGUGAGGAUUUUAAAAAGUUCUCUUCUGUAUCAGCAGUAAAAAUACUAGAAGCUGCAAUUCUCAAAUACCACCAAGACUUAGCCCUAAGAACAUUAUUCUCUGUAGACAUCCUUAAGAAACUUAACAUCGAUUUUGAAAAUAACUUUGAGGACUCUAAAGAAGAAUACGUUUCGGUUGGUUUAUUAACAAAGAUAACGUCAAAGCCGGCUUGUUUUAUUCAUAACUCUUUUGCGGAAUAUUUCGCAGCGCUUUAUUUCUCUCAAAAUCAGCGGCUUUCUUCUAUUUUUGUAGAUGUGAUUUUUGAACCAAGAUUUGUAAAUGUGCGAUUUUUUUUCGAUUUGCUGUUGGCAAAAGAAUCGCCAGCUCAUGUGGCAGUAUUAUACAAGAACAUAAAUUUAUUGGAGAAAUAUGGACAUCAAAUUCGCACAGGUACAGAUGCCGGUGACAGAAGUGUCCUACAUGUAGCUUCUUCUUGGGGACAGAGACAUCCUCAACUGGAUGUUGCAACAACUGCUGACGCUUACAUCGUAGACGAUUCAGGAAUUCCUCAUAUUGGGGUUGAAAAGGCUGAAAAUUUAAAGAUCUUAAAUUAUUUAUUAACUACCUGUGAUUUAUCUCAAUACGAUACGUUGUUCAAAAUGACACCGUUGUUGUAUGCUCAAAGAAGUAACUGUCUGGUCAUAGAAUUAAAGAUUUUAAAACAACUAAACAGAAAUUUAUUGCACCUUCCUGUCGAAAAUAUAGUUAACAUAUUAUAUUAUACAGCUGUAUGUGGAUAUGAUGAUGUGAUAGAUCAUCUAAAUUUAGAAAUAUCAGCCUCUACUGAUGGACAAGACUCAAAUAUAUUGAGACUUGAUCAAAAGAUUUUGGAUGCUAGAAAUGCUAUGAAUGUGACCCUCCUUCAUCAAGCCUCUGGUGGAGAAUGUGAGAAAAUUGUUAAAUUUUUAGUGGAACAGGGUGCCAAUGUAGAUUCUUCUGACACUUUGGGGGCUACACCUCUAUACGUUGCAAGUCAAAUAGGUUAUCACAAAAUUGUAGAAUUUUUAGUUGGAGCUGGUGCCGAAAUUAAUCGCGGUAAAGUGAACGGUGUUACGUCUCUGUUUAUAGCUUGUCAGUUUGGACAUAUCAAGGUUGUAGAACGUCUACUUGCACUAGGCGCAGAUCCAAAUAAACCUAGAGAUAAUGGAGCAACACCUCUUCACAUCACUUCUGAAUUAGGAGACGAAGAUUUAACACAACUUUUAGUUGCAUCGGGUGCCGAAAUUAAUUGCGGUAGAACGGAUGGUUUUACGCCUCUGUCUACAGCCUGUGAAUUUGGACAAUUCAAGCUUGUAAAACGUCUGCUUGAGCUAGGCGCAAACAUAAACCAGUCUAGAGAAACUGGCGUAACACCUCUCCACCUAGCUUGUGAAUUCGGAUACGAAGACAUUACAGAACUUUUGCUUGCAUCAGGUGCCGAAAUUAAUAGCACUAGAGUAGACGGGAUUACGCCUCUAUUUACAGCUUGUCAGUACGCACAUAUCAAAAUUGUUGCACGUCUACUUGCUCUAGGGGCAGACUCAAAUCAGCCUAGAGAUACGGGCGCAACACCUCUUCACAUAGCUUGCGAAAAAGGACAAGAGGAAAUUGUAGAACGUCUAGUUGCUUCAGGUGCAGAAAUUAAUCACACGAAAGUAGUUGGUGUUACUCCUCUUUUUACCGCUUGUCAGUUUGGGCAUAUCAAGAUAGUGCAACGUCUAAUUGCGUUAGGAGCAGACCCAAACCAGUCAAGAGAUGUCGGGGCAACACCUCUUCACGUAGCCUGCGAAUUCGGACACAAAGAAGUCAUAGAACAUUUAGCUGCAUCGGGUGCCGAAAUUAAUCGUGGUACGGUAGACGGUAUUACUCCUCUUCUUACAGCUUGUCAGUUUGGAUAUAUCAAGAUUGUAAAACGUUUACUUGCGCUAGGCGCAGACUCAAAUCAAGCUACAAAUACUGGUGAUACACCUCUUCACGGAGUUUGCGAAUUCGGAUACGAAGAAAUUAUAGACCUGUUAGUUACAUCGGGCACCGAAAUUAAUUGCCGGAGAGUGGACGGCACAACGCCUCUUUUUACUGCUUCUCAGUUUGGACAUAUCAAGGUAGUAGAACGUUUAAUUACGCUAGGUGCAAAUCCAAACCAGCCUAAUAAUGUUGGCGCAACACCCCUUCACGUAGCUUGCGAAUUCGGAUUCGAAGAAAUUAUAGAACUUUUAGUUGCAUUUGGUGCCGAAAUUAAUCGCCGGGGACUGAAUGGUAAUAGCCCUCUUGCUAUGGCUUCUGGAUUUGGACAUACCAAGAUUGUAGAACGUUUACUUAUGUUAGGCGCAAAUCCAAACCAACCUAAUGACAUUGGAGCAACAGCUCUUCACAUAGCUUGCGAAUUCGGGUACGAAGACAUUACAGAACUUUUAGUUGCAUCUGGUGCCGAAAUUAAUCGGGAUACGAUGGAUGGUAGCACGCCUCUCUUUGUAGCUUGUCAGUUUGGACAAACCAAGGUCGCAGAACGUCUACUUGUAUUAGGUGCAGACCCAAACCAGCCGAGAGAUAUUGGCGUCGUACCUCUUCACGUAGCUUGCGAACUCGGACACGAUGAAAUUGUAGAACUUUUAGUUGCUUCGGGUGCAGAAAUUAAUCAUGGAACAGUGUUCGGUAUUACUCCUCUGUUUAUUGCUUGCGAAUUUGGACACAGAAAAGUUGUAGAACGUCUACUUGUCCUAGGCGCAAACAUAAACCAGACUAGAAAUACAGGUGCCACCCCUCUUUACGUAGCUUGUGAAACAGGACACGAACAUAUUGUCGAACUUUUAGUUGCAUCAGGUGCCGAUAUUAAUUUAGCGACAUAUUUUGGCCCUUCACCACUUUCAAUAGCUUUGGAAAAAGGUAAUGAGAAAAUUGUUGAGAUUUUGAGGGGACGGAGUAAAUCAAGCCUACCAAGAUUUAAGGCAUUUGCUGGUAAAAGUAAAUGUGUAGUGCUUUGAAACCAAAAAUAAGUCAACAAAAUGUGACUUGAUGGUUGAAAUAUUUAUAAUACAAAAAGUAGUACUAUUUUUCUACGGAUUUUUAUUUUAUACUAUUAUUUUAUUUUAUUUGAAUAUGCAUCAUUCGAACUUAAAACUAUACUUGUUAGUAUUACGAAAUUUGGCAACAUUUGGUUAAAUUUGUCUUUACGUAAUAAGAAAUAUCAUAUUUAUCCAUGACUUCUUUAGAGUUUUAACAACGAUUCUAGACUGAAUACAGGUGCAUCUCGUCAAAUUUGUUACUACGUUGUUUGAAGGUUGUAAAUAAUGAAAACAUUGUUGUAAUUUGAGUACACGUAAUAUCAUCACUUGCUGCCAUUUUCUAUCAUUGUUCGGGUAUCAAUUUUUGAAACGAGUAUCUGAUAUUCAACGGAAUACGCAAAUAUAUUGGCCCAAAUCAAACGUAUGAUGAAACGAUCUUACAAAAUCUUCCCUUUGGUGUGAAUCUUAUAGAGUACCGCUGAAAUUAUGGAGGCUAUGAAGAAAUAACUUGGAAGUGUCUGCUUAUAGACGGAUUUUCUGUAUCUAGCUAUUACUUUUUAUUUAUUAUGGAAGAAAUUUUGAGAAACUGAUGAUUCCUCCGUCGAACAGAUCAAAAUAAUUUCAAGAACUUUCAGAUGCUUGAAGUUGUCAAAACCUCAUAAAUAAACAGCCCAACAAGAUUUUUGUAUGUGUAGACCAUAAAUAUUUUGGGACAAAUGUUUUUGAAUUUUUGAAUGGAUAAAUGUUCAAAUGGGAGCUGCACUUAUUUUACCUUCAGUAAACUAAAACUGAAACUGAAAAAUAUAGAAGACAUUUACCUCCAGGAUCGAUUUCUUCUUCCCCGAACUUUCCGUUUUUCUCGUAUUCUAUUUCCUGAAGAAACUCUUAUGGAAGUGGGUAAACCGUUAUCAAAGUUAACAAGCUCCAAGCCCAGAAAACAUAUCUCUCUAAGUUACUCUGACCGUGAAAACCUUCGAUCACCAAGAAUUCGCAAAUUUGUAAACCUUAUUGUUUCUUUAACAAAUUGAGAAAAACGAUAGUUUUCUAUUAAGUUAUUUAUCAUUUUAUUGUACAAAGAAUUUUCUGUAAAAAAAAUGCAUCAAUCAAAGGAAACCAGUAUUAAAAUGUUUAAUUUAAAAAAUAAGAAAAUUUGUUGAAAACGACAAAUGUUUUAAGCAAAAUUUUGGUUGUUUUAUGAGUUAUGACCAAAAUGACAAGUAAAAGUUGUAUACUGUAGUGUGUAAAAAAAUUAUACACUAGUGUAACCAAAAUAUUUUAAUUUAGAAUGCUAUCAUCGUCGAAAUUCCACGGGUUUUAUACUUUUUGAAACCUGGUUUCAGGCUUUAAUUAGCUCUAUGAAUAUAUGUACUUUGUUCAGAAAAACUUGUGUAGCAAGUGGGAAGUUACUGCCCAAUCAACAUCGCUCUUAAUUUUUGUCAACUAGUUAACUUGAUGAGGUUUAGUGAAACAAUACUAAUAUUUUGUUUCUUGACACUCGAAAUGAGUGAUCUACAACUAGGCUGACAUAAGAGGAAACUGUCAUCAAAUUAGCAUUCCGUAACAGGUUGCCUACGUGUAUGUUUGUUCAGCUAAAUCUUUAACUGGGUUCUUUCUGCUUGGUGCAUUUUAUACGCCAAGUAAAAUGUAUUAGUCACCUUAAGUUAGGUUACAUAAUAAGUUAUACAGAUGUGUGUAUUGUAUUUUGUUGUAUCUGUAUAUGAUAUUUAUAGUUAUAUACAUAUGUAUAUAUUGGAAUUUGUUAUCAUUGUGUUAAGGUGCGAUCAGCAACAAUGCCCUCAAAUUGGUGUUGACCAAACGUAUAGUCUUAAUUAACUCAAAAUCCAACGCCAAUUUGAGGUAUGGUUUUUGCUGAUUUUACAUAUAUUAAUCACUGUAUAGUGGCAUGUAAAUAUAUAUAAAUAACGCAUGAAUAACAUAAGUUUAGAUAGAAAGAGGCUGGAUUAACACACGUAAAUUUAUCCUAUCACUUUCCAAUUACAAUUAGCUCUCUUGCUGCCUUGGUCUAAACUUUUGUUGUUUAUACCAUAUAGUAAGUAUAUUAUCAUUGUAAAUAUAUAUUAUACAAUAUUGUCUAAUGCUAUAGAUGUCGUGGUGAAUUGCUCUAUUAUUUUGUAUUAUU
Messenger RNA from Zophobas morio, 7833 nucleotides. RefSeq lists its product as uncharacterized. Gene Ontology annotation, molecular function: protein binding. The transcript is spliced from 5 exons. The record is from RefSeq and is a predicted model, not a curated record. Bases 144 to 5672 code for a protein of 1842 amino acids. NCBI's taxonomy places the organism in Eukaryota, Metazoa, Arthropoda, Insecta, Coleoptera, Tenebrionidae.